This is a messenger RNA of Cucumis melo (muskmelon), 1937 nucleotides long. RefSeq lists its product as uncharacterized. The record is from RefSeq and is a predicted model, not a curated record. Lineage: Eukaryota; Viridiplantae; Streptophyta; Magnoliopsida; Cucurbitales; Cucurbitaceae. The transcript has 9 exons. The coding region runs from base 188 to 1756 and encodes 522 amino acids.
CUUCACGUUUACUCCACAAUUCGAUUGCCAGAUUCAAAAGAAAUAGUAAGAAGAACAAAUAAUAAUAAUAAGAACAACUAACACUAAUAACAAUAACAGCAAAAAGGUCCUUGAGAUAUUUUCUCAAAGCCCUCAUCAUUCCAUUUCAUUUCUUUGUAGAAUUUAGAUCCUUAGGUUAGGUAUUACAAUGGAGGACGAGAAAAAGCCAUUGACGGCCGCGACGGAACCUCCUAACAAACAAGUUCAAGAAAUUGAAGAAGAAAGCAGAAUAAUUGAAGAAGCACCGUCAAAAAGUAGCGGAGGAGGAGGAGGAGGCUGGGGUGGUUGGGGAUUCUCAGCGUUUUCUGUUCUCUCAGAUCUCCAGAAAGCAGCCGAAGAGAUCUCCCGAAAUGCUGCUGCUGCUGCUCAGACAGCAGCUAAAAGCAUUGUAGACUUGAAAAAUGAAGAUGAGCAUGGGGAGCCUUCCAAGGAGAAAGAAGUAGGAGAUUCUGCAGAAGAAAGUGAAAGCGAAGACGACAAUGAUAAGUUACGAAAAUCUGCUUUGGAUAAAUUAGAGAAGGCUAGCGAGGAUUCAGUUUUUGGCCAGGGCUUAAAGGUUCUAGAUACUUCUGUGGAGAAUAUAGCUUCAGGAGCAUGGAAAGCCCUGGGAAGUGCAUUAAGAGGGGGCAGCGAUUUUGUUCACAAGCUUGAGAACUCAGCUGCAAAUAUUGCUGAAACCAUUCAACAUCAAGGAAUACCAGCAGCAGCUGGUUCUGUUGCACCAUCGUUGUUGGAGAGAGGGAAAGCUCUCACAACAAAGGGAAUGGAAGUUCUUGAGCUUGUUGGAAGGGAAACCAUGGAUUUACUGAUUACAGAGACUGGCAUUGAAGUUGAGAAGACCUCUAAUGAGAGCGAACCACAGGCCAAGGAGGAUCAUUUAGAAGAUGAUGAAGUAACAUUUGAUCGAUGCUUUUAUAUAUAUGGAGGUCCAGAACAGUUAGAGGAGUUGGAGGCCCUAUCCAACCACUAUACUUUAUUAUAUAACCGAAGGAAAGGAAAACUAUCUCAGGACCAGAAAUCUGUACUUGAUGGAAAGCUUAAACAGGUCCAACAAAUUUUUAGUUUGGGUAAUGCAAUUGAAGGAAACAGUUCAAAAUCAGAAAAAGGUAAAAAGUUGGAAGUUGGGGAAGAGGGAAAUGAUGAGAUGAAGAGUUUAUAUGAUUCUAGUGUCAGCAAGGCUGCUGAAAUGGCUGCGGGGUAUGGAAGUUCCAUAGCCGAACUUGCUGUUCCUGAAAUAAUGCAGAGGACCGUUGACAAAUUAGAAUCACUUCAUUCAGAAGGAAUUCAUAGGCUCUCAGAAAUGUGUUAUUUUGCGGUGUCUCAAUUGCUGAUGCUUGGAAAAUCCAUUAUAACAAAUGCUAACAAAGUCGAGGAUGAUGACGAUGAUGAGGAUGCUGUAAAAAUCCAAUGGCCCGAAGAUUCUGUUGAAAAAGCUGAAAUCAUUAGAUUAAAGGCUUUAUCCAUGAUAGAAUAUGUAGAUGCACUAUCCAAAAGCUUCAUUACAGGUCUUUCUGAUGUGUCGAAGGCAUAUCAAGCUGCCUUGAGCGCUGCCCCAUCUGAUUCUCACAAAAGUCCUCUGCAAAAAUCAGUACAAGACAAGGCCAAUGCCUUCUCCGAGCAUCUUCAGGCCGAUCAAACCACAGCUUUCUGCAAAAUCCAGGAUGGCCUUCAAUACUUGUCUUAUCUUGUUCUCUCAACCUCAAUGCCAGCUGCUUAAUUAAUCGUAGGCCCCAAACAUUUUCGUGAGCAUUUCCUCCCCUAGUUACUGUAAAUAGCUGCACUUGAGAUUGAGUUCGAUCCCUACUCGCUUAAUGUAAACUUUGUGCAGCGGUUUCGGCAUUGAAACUCAUGAAUUUGGAGCAAAGGUUUUUUCUAUUUGAUCCAAGUUUCUGCUGGUA